Molecule: messenger RNA, 369 nt
Organism: Echinostoma caproni
Lineage: Eukaryota; Metazoa; Platyhelminthes; Trematoda; Plagiorchiida; Echinostomatidae
Source: the annotation of a GenBank genome assembly
AUGGCUCCGAAGGUGGUUUCUGGGAAAGCUGCAAAGAAGUCUUCCAAAGUUAAGGUUCCAAAGACCGAUAAGAAGAAGAAACGCAGGAGGAAGGAGAGUUAUGCAAUUUACAUCUACAAAGUCCUGCGCCAAGUUCACCCAGACACCGGUAUUUCAUCAAAGGCGAUGUCAAUUAUGAAUUCCUUUGUCAAUGACAUCUUUGAACGGAUUGCUGCAGAAGCCAGUCGUCUUGCACAGUACAACAAGAAGUCAACUAUUACAAGUAGAGAAAUUCAAACAGCUGUGCGUUUACUUCUCCCUGGUGAGCUCGCGAAGCAUGCCGUUUCAGAGGGUACCAAAGCGGUCACCAAAUACACAAGUUCUAAAUAA